AUGAAGAAACCACAACAACUGAUUUCGAGCAAGCUGAUGCUCCUCGUUGCCAUUCUCACAGCAAUACAUCUUGCUUUGAACGAAUACCGAGUUGUGGCUACUGUUGUGGUCAUGUUUAAUAUUUCAACUGUUGGAGGUAAUGGAAGUCCUUCGUUUAGUUCAGAUGGAAUUUUAGCAACAAACAGUGGAAUGAAACCUUUCAGCUGCCAGGUGUCACCCUCUGGGGAUGUUAUAUUUGCAGAUUUCCAAAAUCAUAGAAUUAGAAAAAUUGAUUCACAAACAGGUUUGAUUUCAACAAUAGCUGGCACAGGUUCAACAGAUUACAAUGGUGACAAUCAAUCAGCCACCUCCACUAAUCUCAAUAGUCCGAUUGGUGUAUUUGUUUCAUCAAGUGGGCAAAUCUAUAUUGCAGAAUUCGGAGGUCAUCGAAUUAGAAAGAUUGAUACCGAUGGAAUAAUUACAACCAUUGCAGGUACGGGUACUGCUGGAUCGAAUGGAGAUUCUGGACCAGCCACUUUUGCUCAAAUUAAUUCUCCAAUAUGUGUGUAUGCUCACACCAAUGGAGAUGUUUAUAUUUGUGACUCUUACAGUCAUAAAGUUCGAAAGAUUUCAACAUCUGGAAUCAUUUCAACCAUUGCAGGAACAGGAGAUGCAGGACUAUUUGGAGAUGGAGGACCUGCCACAAGUGCACAUUUAUUUCAUCCAAGUCAAGUUCAUGUCACAUCUAAUGGAGAAGUAUACAUUAUGGAUCGAUUGAAUCAUAGACUUCGUCGUAUCAAUACACUUGGAAUCAUUUCAACCAUAGUAGGAACAACGAUUGGAUAUAGUGGAGAUCAAGACGUGGCUACCAAUGCCCAAUUCUCAAAUCCAACAGGUUUUCACAUUUCACCAAUUGGAGAAAUUUUCAUUUCUGAUUAUUCGAAUCAGAGAAUUCGUAAAGUUUCCCUACAAGGAAUAGUUUCGACAGUGGCUGGCAAUGGAUCUUCUGGAUUUUCUGGAGAUUUCUCAAAUGCUCUUUCUGCAACCAUGUAUGAUCCAAGUAGUGUGGUUGUGAACUCGACGAGUGGUGAAAUUUAUUUCACAGAUUUCAACAACAAUAGAAUUCGAAAAUUAUCUCCUUACUGUGACCAUACUGACUAUCGUUUUGAUCCCAAUACAUUUAAUUGUACUCCAAUAUGUUAUGGUCAUGUAUUAAGCAACGCUUGUGGAGGUCCACAACAUGGUUCAUGUGUAGCUCCCAAUCAAUGUCAAUGUACGAGUAAUUAUACAGGAUCCACAUGCUCCAUUCCGUAUUGUUUUGGAAUUGCCGCAACCAAUACAACACAUGUAUGUAGUGGAGGAGGGAGAGGCAUGUGUGUAAAUCCAGAUCAAUGUCAAUGUUCAGCCAAUUAUUUUGGAAGUCAAUGUGAAGUAACGCGUUGUUUUGGACAAUGGAGUAACGACACUCUGAAGGUUUGCUCUGGUCGAGGUAGUUGUGUCGAUUUUAACAAGUGUCAAUGCCAAUCGAAUUAUUUCUCUUCCCAGUGUGAAGUCAGCAAGUGUUUCGGAGUCUUUUCAAACGAAUCCAUUGCGUGCUCUUCUCAUGGCACUUGUUUGGAUACGAAUGUGUGUCAAUGUUCACCCAAUUAUUAUGGACCAAUUUGCAAUGUCACGACAUGUAGUGGAAUUUUUAGUAAUACCUCUCUCGUGUGCAAUUUCAAUAAUGGAACUUGCUCAUCCUUUAAUAACUGUACAUGUCAAGCAGGGUAUAUGGGAAACACUUGUGAAAUUCCUGUAUGUUUUGGAAUUCGAGGUGACCUUCCUUCUCAAGUGUGUAAUGCUCAUGGCUCUUGUAUCCGAAAAGAUACCUGUCAAUGCUUUAACGAUUGGAGAGGUGCGAAUUGCUCCAUUCCAGAUUGUUUUCACAUACCUUCUACCAAUCCAAAUGUUUGUUCUUCUCGAGGACAAUGUAUUUCCAACAACACAUGUAGUUGUGAUAUAUUGAAAUACGAUGGACCGGAAUGUCAAUUUUACAAAUGUUUUGGAAUUUCCUCGAAUCGUUCUCAAGUCUGUAGUGGACAUGGAGAAUGCAUGAAUGUGAAUCAGUGUCAAUGUCAUUCAGGGUUUGGAGGAGAUCAAUGUCAGUAUCCUUCUUGUUAUGGAAUUCUUGCAAAUUUCACAUCAUUGGUAUGCAGUGGUGGAAGAGGUAAAUGUUCUUCCCUCAAUAAUUGUACCUGUCAUUUCGGGUAUCAUGGAGAGGAGUGUCAAUUUACCACAUGUUAUGGAUUGGAAUCGAACAGCAGUGUUGUGUGUAAUUUUCGAAAUGGUACUUGUGUGGAUUAUGACAAGUGUCAAUGCAGAGAAAAAUAUUUUGGAAGCGAAUGUCAAUAUCCUUCAUGUUAUGGAAUUUUGUCCAAUGACUCUCGAGUGUGCACUGGAAAGAGAGGUCAAUGUAUUUCACCUGACACUUGUCAAUGUAACACCAAUUACUUUGGUCCGGAUUGUGAAUUCACGACAUGUUAUGGAAUUCCCUCCAACAACAGCACUGUUUGUAACAACGGAGGUGGAAUUUGCAGAGAUUUCAACACAUGUGAAUGUCACCUGGGAUGGGCAGGACCCAAAUGUAUGGAAUCUUAUUGUUUUGGAAAACUCUCAAAUUCGACUUUGGAGGUUUGCAGUGGACACGGAAAUUGUACUGCUCCCAAUGAAUGUGUUUGUAAUGAUAAGUUUUCAGGUCCUGACUGUUCCAUUCAUUCAUGUUAUGGAAUUGCUGCAACCAAUUCCUCUGUAUGUCAUCAACAUGGUGUUUGUGUCGAGUUGGAUCAAUGUUCAUGUAGGAAUGAUACCAUGCAUUUCGAUUGCUCGUUGUUGUUUUUACGUUCUGAUAGAUUGUUACUGGUAUUUUCGAAAGAACAAACUACUAUUGGAGAAAACACGCAAAAUGUCACUUCUCAGCUCUCAAUUUUGGAUUCAAGGUUUUUACAAUAUUAUGCAGGAAGAAAUGUUAAAAUUACGUGGGAAAUGACGAAGGAAAGUACACACGAAUCUAUUCACAAAGCGGAAAAGACAAUUCAAUUUUCAAACAGUGCUUUUGAUACAAGCAUCACGUUCCAGCUCCCUUCCCUAACAGAGAUUGGAAAUAUCACGGCACAUGUCGUCUUAAUGGAUGUGAAAACUCAACUCGUCAUAUCUGAAAGGAUCUCUUCACGACUGAGUUUGAGAGUCACUGACGUUCCACCAGCACCUCCUCAAGACCCAAACAACUCCUUGAUUAUUGGAAUUGCAGUUGGCGUGGGUGCACCUCUUUUUGCCGUUGGGCCGCUGCACUGA
Messenger RNA from Naegleria lovaniensis, 3309 nucleotides. RefSeq lists its product as uncharacterized. Gene Ontology annotation, biological process: heterophilic cell-cell adhesion; neuron development. Lineage: Eukaryota; Heterolobosea; Eutetramitea; Acrasida; Naegleriidae. The record is from RefSeq and is a predicted model, not a curated record. Gene Ontology annotation, cellular component: neuron projection. Gene Ontology annotation, molecular function: protein homodimerization activity; cell adhesion molecule binding; protein heterodimerization activity. Bases 1 to 3309 code for a protein of 1102 amino acids. The transcript is spliced from 2 exons.